This is a messenger RNA of Coturnix japonica (Japanese quail), 588 nucleotides long. NCBI's taxonomy places the organism in Eukaryota, Metazoa, Chordata, Aves, Galliformes, Phasianidae. The record is from RefSeq and is a predicted model, not a curated record.
GGGCGGUACUUCCGGCGGGGCGGCGCGGACCGGAGAGCGGCACUUCCGGCGGCGAUGAGGGUGAAGGUGCGGAGCUGGAGCGGAGUCGCCUCGUGGCUGUGGGUGGCGAACGACGAGAACUGCGGGAUCUGCCGCAUGGCCUUCAACGGCUGCUGCCCCGACUGCAAAGUGCCCGGGGACGACUGCCCGCUGGUGUGGGGGCAGUGCUCGCACUGUUUCCACAUGCACUGCAUCCUCAAGUGGCUGCACUCGCAGCAGGUCCAGCAGCACUGCCCCAUGUGCCGCCAGGAGUGGAAGUUCAAGGAAUGAUCCUCCCCGCCUCCUCCCGCCGCUCCGGUCCCGGUUCCGUGGGCGGGGAGCGGCGCUUUCCCUCGUGCUGCGCGGCGGGGGCGGCCGCGGCCAUAAAGACCCGGAGCGGCCGUUCCGCAGCGCUGCGCCCCCGCCGGCACGAUGCGAGCCGCCCGCUGCCUGACUCUGGCUGUAGCCGUGAUGCUGCUGUGCCGCCCCGCCGCGCCCUGGUACCGGCAGGCGGCCGCUCCGCUCUCCUACCCGGUGGGCAGAGCCUCGGGGCUGCUCUCCGGUCUCCGC